Psammomys obesus (fat sand rat) is the source of this 1120-nucleotide messenger RNA. Its product is annotated as formyl peptide receptor 2-like. Gene Ontology annotation, molecular function: N-formyl peptide receptor activity; complement receptor activity. Gene Ontology annotation, biological process: complement receptor mediated signaling pathway; positive regulation of cytosolic calcium ion concentration; phospholipase C-activating G protein-coupled receptor signaling pathway. Bases 1 to 1056 code for a protein of 351 amino acids. The record is from RefSeq and is a predicted model, not a curated record. The transcript has a single exon. Lineage: Eukaryota; Metazoa; Chordata; Mammalia; Rodentia; Muridae. Gene Ontology annotation, cellular component: plasma membrane.
AUGGAAACCAACUACUCCAUCCCUCUGAAUGGAUCAGAACUGGUGGUCUAUGAUUCUACCACCUCCAGAGUUCUGUGGAUCCUCUCCAUGGUGAUCCUUUCUAUUACAUUUUUCCUUGGUGUUCUGGGCAAUGGGCUUGUGAUCUGGGUAACUGGAUUCCGAAUGACACACACCGUCACCACUAUUUGUUAUCUGAACCUGGCUUUGGCUGACUUCUCUUUUACGGCUACUCUACCAUUCCUUGUCGUCUCAAUGGCCAUGAAAGAAAAAUGGCCUUUUGGAUGGUUCCUGUGUAAAUUAAUACACAUUGUGGUAGACAUAAACCUAUUUGGAAGUGUCUUCCUGAUAGCUCUCAUCGCCUUGGACCGCUGUAUUUGUGUUCUGUAUCCAGUAUGGGCUCAGAACAACCGCACUGUGAGACUUGCUAAGAUGGUGAUUGUUGGACCCUGGAUUUUUGCUCUGAUCCUUACUUUGCCCAUUUUCAUCUUCUUGACUACAGUUACAGAUUCAGAAGGAAAUGUGUACUGUACAUUCAGUUUUGCAUCCUGGGGUAACACUGUUGAGGAUCGGUUAAACACAGCUAUCACUAUGUUAACAGCUAGAGGGAUCAUCAGGUUCAUUAUUGGCUUCAGCUUGCCCAUGUCCAUCAUUGCCAUCUGCUAUGGACUCAUCGCUGCCAAGAUCCACAGAAAAGCCCUUGUUAAUUCCAGCCGUCCCUUGCGUGUCCUUACUGCAGUUGUGUCUUCCUUCUUUAUUUGUUGGUUCCCCUUUCAACUGGUGGCCCUCUUAGGCACAGUCUGGCUCAAAGAGGUCCUGUUUAGUGGGGGUUAUAAAAUUCUUGAUAUGUUGGUUAACCCAACAAGCUCAUUAGCCUUCUUCAACAGCUGUCUCAAUCCAAUGCUCUAUGUAUUCAUGGGCCAGGACUUCAGAGAGAAACUGAUCCAUUCCCUGCCUUCCAGCCUGGAGAGAGCCCUGAGUGAGGACUCUUCCCAGAUCAGUAAUACAGGCACCAAUUCUGUUCCACCUCCUGAAGACAUUGAGAUAAAAGCAAUAUGAGGAGAGGGCUUGGGAAUCCUUUUUCUCUUAACUCAGUCCCUUUCUACUUUUAUCUUACCUUAAA